Molecule: messenger RNA, 713 nt
Organism: Bactrocera oleae (olive fruit fly)
Lineage: Eukaryota; Metazoa; Arthropoda; Insecta; Diptera; Tephritidae
Product: acylphosphatase-2
Molecular function (GO): acylphosphatase activity
Source: RefSeq, a predicted model, not a curated record
UAUUUUGAAACGUCAUGGCCAAAGUGUUACCGUGCUCAAUAAUUUUGCAUGAAAAAUAUAAAAUACCACAUUAUGUCAGAAAAAAAUUAUUAAGAAACAUUAAAUAGCAUUUGCAUUUGUGUAAUUUUCCUCAAUAUAAUUUAAUAUAAAUUGAACAAGAAAUAAAUGUAGUGCAAUUUUACUUUAUUUUUCAAAAUAUUUUUAAUUGGACUAAACAGUUUGGCAUUACAGUGCGCAAGCGCCAAUAAAAGACAAUUUGACAAUCGAACGGAUCAAAACAAAACUAAAAGAAAAAUAUAUUAUUAACUAUUUAUAGUAGUUUAAUAUUUGCGUUUCAUUGGACUUCCUGAAAAUGCCAGAAAUACUGAGUUGCGAUUUCGAAGUGCACGGCAUAGUUCAAGGUGUAUCAUUUCGAAUGUAUACUGAAAGGCAAGCAAAAUCUCUUGGAGUGAGAGGAUGGUGCAUGAACACGCCCCAUGAUACCGUUAAGGGACAAAUCGAAGGUAUACCUGAAGCCUUCGAGCAAAUGAAAGUUUGGUUACUAAAAACUGGAAGCCCGACAUGUCGCAUAGAAAGAGUUGAUUUCAGUGAACCGAAAAUACUACCGGACUACAAAUUUACGAAUUUUUCAAUUCGUCACUAAUUUCAAUUGUUAUAUAUAUAUAAAGAUUGGAAAAUUAAAGUAUUGCAAAAAUGUGCACUUGUAAAUAAAA